Helianthus annuus (common sunflower) is the source of this 3003-nucleotide messenger RNA. Its product is annotated as extended synaptotagmin-1. The record is from RefSeq and is a predicted model, not a curated record. Gene Ontology annotation, molecular function: lipid binding. The transcript has 8 exons. The coding region runs from base 684 to 2621 and encodes 645 amino acids. NCBI's taxonomy places the organism in Eukaryota, Viridiplantae, Streptophyta, Magnoliopsida, Asterales, Asteraceae.
CUCGGGUCAAACAUACGUCUCAAGUAACCCCGCGUCGAUUCCGCCCACGUGUAUAUCGUUUUUUCCCAUCUCCCUGUUUUGCCACGAUUUCUUAUACCCAUUUUUUUGGUUUUUGGGGAUUUGCAAGAUCACAUCUCCGCCGACUUUCUUGGCAAUAAAUCACAUAACUGCUUCUGACGACUUUGAUCCAAUUAGUUUCCUCCAAUCACAAUUCAGGUUACAUUUUCUUGAAUUUUUAGCCAUACCCAUAUCAAAAUCUUGAAGUUUUACACACCAAUUUAGCUUCUGUUGGUUUAUAAUUUCUAGGGUUUUGAAACCCCUUUUCCCCAAUUCAAUUGUUUUUUUGCUUUAAUUACAAUUUGGGUUAUGUUUUCUUGAACUUUUAGCCAUACCCAUAUCAAAAUCUUGAAAUUUGAUACACCAAUUUAGCUUCUUUUGUUUUGUAAUUUCUAUGGUUUUGAAACCCCUUUUCCCCAAUUCAAGUUAGCUUUUUUUUUUUUUUUGCUCUAAUUAUAAUUUAUGUUUUGUUUUCUUGAACUUUUAGACAUUCCCAUAUAGAAAUCUUGGAACUUGACACACCAAUUUAGCUUCUGUUGUUUUUAUAAUUUUUAGGGUUUUGAAAGUUGAAACCCUUUUCCCCCAAUUCAAUUUCCAUGUGAGUUGAGUUUUAGAUUAAGUUAAAAAUGAUUUAUAAAUCUUUAUCUGCAAGUUCUGAUUUUUCCAAGAUUUUGUGGAUGUCAUCACCACCCAUUUGCCCAUGUGAGAAACCAAUUUCAUUUAGUGGAAGAAAAGAUUUUAGAAGAAGAAACAGAGGUGUGAUUUUGGGUUGUAUGGUUCCCUUUGAUGGCAGGAACCAAAGUGUGAGUAUUGAUAUUGCGAAUUCGGUUAAAAGGGGUUUGAAAACGUACUCAGAGAAUCGAAUUCGUAAUGAAUUUGAUGAAGAUAGUGAUUCAAUUCAAUUAGGUUAUUCUAAUGAGUUUAGUGGAUUUAGAGAAGACCCUGUUAUAGGUAAACUAACAACUCAACUCGGGGUCAUACACCCGAUCCCUUUACCUCCGAUUAAUAAAAAUAUCGGUGGGAUGUUCGUCUUGUUUUUCAUUAGUGGGGUUGUGUUUGAUAAGCUUUGGACAUCGCGAAAACAGAAAAACAAAAACGAUGAAGGAAAACUCGGAAUAUGGCCACAAGUUCCCACAAGUUUUUCGCUGUUUCUUGAAAAAGAUUUGCAGAGGAAAGAAUCUGUUGAGUGGGUCAACAUGGUGUUGGGGAAGUUAUGGAAGGUUUAUAGAGGCGGGCUCGAGAAUUGGGUAAUCGGGCUGAUUCAGCCCGUUAUCGAUGACUUAAAAAAGCCCGAUUAUGUCGAACGAGUCGAAAUAAAACAGUUCUCACUCGGGGAUGAGCCGUUUGUUGUUAGAAAUGUCGAGCGCAGGACUUCACGCAGCAACGAUGAUUUACAGUACCAAAUUGGUCUUCGUUACACUGGUGGUGCUCAAAUGCUUCUAAUGCUGACACUGAAAUUUGGUAUAAUUCCGAUUAAGGUGCCGGUUGGAAUUCGGGACUUUGAUAUUGAUGGAGAACUUUGGGUUAAACUUAGAUUGAUUCCCACUGAGCCUUGGGUUGGAGCUGCUUCAUGGGCUUUUGUCUCACUUCCCAAAAUUAAGUUUGAGUUGUUACCGUUUCGGUUGUUCAAUUUAAUGGCCAUCCCUGUACUCUCGAUGUUUUUGAAAAAACUUUUGACGGAGGAUUUGCCCCGAUUAUUCGUGCGGCCUAAUAAAAUUGUCUUGGACUUUCAAAAGGGAAAGACAGUUGGUCCGGUGCAAAACGACUUCAAGUCAGGUGAAAUGCAAGAAGGAAAUAAGGAUUUUGCUGGCGAACUUUCGGUCACUCUUGUUGAUGCUCGAAAACUCUCUUACAUCUUCUACGGAAAAACAGAUCCAUAUGUUGAACUACGCCUGGAAGAUCAAGUGAUACAUAGUAAAAAGAACAGUCAAACAACUAUAAUUGGCCCUCCUGGUCAGCCAAUAUGGAAUCAGGAUUUCAGUAUGCUAGUUACUGACCCGAGAAACCAGAAAUUGUCAGUACAAGUAAAGGAUUCUUUUGGAUUUAUACACUUGACCGUCGGUGCAGGAGAGGUUGACCUACGAUCGUUAAAAGACACAGUACCGACAGACAGGGUUGUGACUCUUCAAGGAGGUUUGGGACCGUUUAACAAGGGGCCCACUGGAGAGAUCCUACUUAGACUCACGUAUAAAGCUUACGUUGAAGACGAAGAAGAUGAAAGAAUCAAAGCCGACGUUGAUGCAUCAGACGACGAGUUUUCGGAACUAGCAUCAGCUGGCACUACAUAUGAGCCCUCUUCCGAUAAAGAAUCGUUCAUGGAUGUUUUAGCAGCCUUUAUUGUCAGUGAAGAGUUUCAAGGAAUAGUGGCUUCCGAAACCUUAAAUAAUGUAAACAGUAAUAAUACGAAGUCAACUAAAACGUACUCCGGUCAAACAUCUGAUUUUGCGACUGCUGAUAGUGGUUCUGAUUCAGGAGGGUCAGCUUUAUUAUGGCUUGGUGUGAUCACAACUAUCUCAAUUCUAACAGCCAUCAACAUGGGCGGCUCAAAUAUCUUUAAUCCUUGAUAAAAUGCAGUAACCGAGGUCGAUGGUCUCCCGAAUCGCAUUUCGGAUGCAGUAAUCGAGGUGAUUUAGAUUUCGGCAUAUUUUCGUGUUGAAAAUGCCGUACUUUUUGAGCAAAAAGAGUUACAUAUGCGGACUUUUUCUAGAGGUCUUGUUAUAGCUGGGGUAUAGAAAAAAAUGAAAUAGUUUUUGGUAUAGGGGUUAAAAGUGUCAAAACAAGGAAGUAUGGGGGUUUAUUUAUACCAUUAAAACCCAACACUUGUUUAUACAUUUUCAUUUUAAGUUUUCUAUAUUAUUUUUUCUUCUUGAAUUAGUGGUAAAUGUAUAUAAAAGUACAAGCGACACAUGCAUAUUUGUGCUUACACGUUUAUAAACAAACUUGAUA